AUGUAGUUGAGCUCGAAUAUACCACCAAUGGGUCAAAUUAAUGCUAACUUUGUACUGCUCCAUGCAUAAAGUGCGAAUAUAAUGCUAAUAAUUGUACAGAUUGCAUUUUUACUUUUACAUUAAGUGAGAGUAUACAAUUUGAAUGAAAUUGCUGCCAGUGCUAUUUUUCUGUUGAUCCUCAAGCAUGUUAGUAAUUUAUAAGUCUAUGUUAAACUUGUGAAUAGAAUCAAAACAAUUUGAUUAACUUGAGUGGAUGUUAAUUAAGCACUUAUUAAUUCGCAUUUAUGUGUUUGUGAGAUAGGUUGUAUUUUAAAUACUGAUGAUAUCACUUGCAUCAAAUGCUAAUUACCAUGUUUGAAUUUUUAUUUACAAUAAGUAAAUGUUGUACCUGUUAAUAUCAAAAACAUUAACAUAUGUGAAUAUGAGCCUGAAUAGAUAUUUGACAAUAAUUAAUUUUGCAUAACUUAUUAAUAAUCUUGUAAAACUUGUGAGAUAACUUUAGUAAUUCAAUCAUACUUCUAAAUUCUUAAUAUGUUUAGAUUCUAAUAAGAAACUUAAUCCUAUAUCAUUAUAAUGUGCUUGCAAAUCCACCUAUUAUUCUGAUAGUCUUAUCAUAUGUGCAAUAUGUUAAGAACCAUGUUAUGAAUGUGAUACAAACGGUUUUAUCAACUGCUUAGAUAUAAAUCAAAUUCGCUAUUCCAAUAAAUACUGUAUUUGCAAAUCUGGAUAUCUUUCAUAAGGGUUUGUAUUAAUUUAAUGUUAAAAUCCAUGUUCUAUAAGUAUUAAAUUUGUUCCCUAACAUAUGUAGAUCCAAUUUAGAGUGUUUAAAAUUAUUAAUGUUUAUGUUAAGAAGGGUUUUUAUUGAAGGGAAUUUUUUUGUGAUUAUUUUUGUUUAGAUUGUUAUGGAGCAGAUAAUUUUAUAAAGGGAUACAAUCUACCUUCUAUUAGUAGAUGUUUAAAUGCAUUUAUUAUUGCGAUAUUUGCUAUAAUCAAUUAUUUUUCAAUUCUGUCAAGAAGGAUACUUUAUAAAUUAAUUGACACAAAGUCAAGCAUGUAAUCCUUCUAGUAAAAUAUGUGAAAAUCCAUUAAUUUGUGAUGAAUGCUUUGAUGGCCAUUAUCUAAUGGAUUAGAAAUUUGAGCCAUGCAAUUAAAAUUUUUUUUAUUGUAAUGAGUUAUCUGAAAAAUUCCUUACUUGUAGAUCAAAUUAUGAAAUCAGUUAUAGUAAUUAAUGUAACUGUAAAGUUGGAUACUAUUAAUAAUAGAAUAAAUGUUAUAGAUGUAUCCAAUGCUUAUAAAAAAAAAUAUUAAGAAUGUUGUCAAUUAUAGAUUGUGGUACCUAAUUUAUUUGA
Messenger RNA from Paramecium pentaurelia, 1349 nucleotides. The record is from the annotation of a GenBank genome assembly. NCBI's taxonomy places the organism in Eukaryota, Ciliophora, Oligohymenophorea, Peniculida, Parameciidae.